AUGGCCUCUCACGCUCAUAUGCUUCUCAACCCGAGGGCUUAUAAAAAACAAAUUUCCAAGAAUGGGCAGCAAAACAUGAACCAUCAGCAGCGCGGCGCCGCAUCGCCUGCUGCGCCGCAAUCUGUCGCACACCAUCUGCUAAGUCCGCAACGUCCACCUUCCGCUCAUAGCGCGAGCCCGAUGCGCUCCCAGUACCCUUCGUCGACUGGUUCGACGAGCGCCAGUUCCUCUCCGCAACCACCGAGUACCAUGAUGCCGGACCUUGACUUUCAGUUUACGAAUACAUCCGAUAUAGACUUCAGUGACGGCAAACGGAGCGUGGAUUUGGUAGAUCUGGAUGAUGAUGCCGGCCUGAGGCACGGCAGCCUAAUCGAAAACAUGUAUGGGGUGGAACGACGGACUGGGACGCCUUACAAGCGCAUCAAAAUAGAUAACGAUAAUAAUGAGAAAACGAAGCGAGGACCUAUUGCGGGCAAUACUGGCCUAGGGGAAUAUAUGAAAGAAAACGACGGGGACACACUCAGUUCCACUGCGAUAACGCCAGACGUUGUCGAUCUGACCCUUGAUGCAUCGGCGAAUAAUAACGACGACGACGAUCUUCAAGUUACUGGAUCCAACAAUCUGAGUGUUCAGAGAGUGUGUUAUGGAAAGUUGGAAAAUGCGACAAUCCAGGCGUCGUUGAUUCCUAUGCCGGCGCCGCAGACAAUUCUAGGAGACUCCUCAUACUGGCCAUCGAUGAAGCUGGGAGUUCUCCGACAAGCGGGCCAGGGACACAAUCGAAUUGAGGUUUCGGAUCCGCAUGAGAAAGUUUUUGGUGUUGUCGACUCAAAGACUGCUGCGGUGAUUGUACCCCUCCUGGACUCCCCAGCUUUGAAGGUGGAAAUUACUGCUCGUCUGGAUUUGCGCAAAAAGCUACCUCAAGAAGUGCCAUGGAGUCCUUGCUCCUCAAGCUUUCGAGCAUCAAUUAAUCUAUAUGGUCUCCGCCAGGAUGCGGAGAGGGUUGGCAAUUAUCUUGGUCAACACAACGUUUGGCUUGCCACCCCAUUUUCGGUUGAGCAAGGUGUCCCUGUUUUUAACCCACACGCCGAGAGAAGGCGCCUGCAGCCGAACUGGACACCGACAGGAGCACAGCGGAAUCGGACACAGGUCAACUAUGAAGUCCGGUCGGCCGAGGAAGUGACCGACGCGGUUAUGAAGAUGUUUGAUCAACUUCAAAGUGCCGAUAACAUUCCUGAAAUGGAACCCCCAUCACUUGUUACAACGUCAUUGCUCCGGCACCAGAAGCAAGCUUUGUGGUUUAUGACUGAGAAAGAACGUCCUCGCAAAUUUGGACCUAACGAGGAGGAUAACAAUUCUCUCUGGAGGCUAGAACAUCGUGCCAAUGGGGCCAAGAUAUUCCGAGAAGUUAUUAGCGGCACAACUGUUGAUCAGGAGCCACCGCAAAGUUUAGGGGGGUUGCUGGCCGAUAUGAUGGGUCUGGGAAAGACCCUAAGCAUCCUGUCUUUGGUUGUUUCCACGCUCACGGAGGCUCAGGAGUGGGCAAACAUGAUCCCGUCGCCGGAGCUGGUGAAGAGCCGGCCGGGUAUUCGGAACACGAAGACAACCCUUCUUGUGGUCCCUCUGAGCACCGUCAAUAACUGGGUUACGCAAAUUAAGGAGCAUUUGCAGGCAGACGCAGUUUCGUCAUACGUUUUUCAUGGUUCUUCCCGAACUACCAGUGUUGACGAGCUUUCCAAAUACGACUUGGUGAUUACAACGUACAGCAUUGUCCUUAGCGAACUUUCCGGUCGCGGCUCGAAGCGGGCAGGAGCCAGCCCAUUAACAAAAAUGAAUAUGUUCCGUAUUGUGUUGGAUGAGGCCCACACCAUUCGAGAGCAGAGCGCGGCUCAAACACAGGCAAUAUUCAGGUUGUACUCCCAGCGGCGCUGGUCAGUAACGGGCACUCCGAUACAAAACCGAUUAGAAGAUCUUCUCUCUGUUACCAAGUUUUUGGGUCUUUACCCGUAUGACGACAGGGGCCGAUUCGGCAUGCACAUUUUGAGCAGGUUCAAGACAGGAGAUGCCACGGUACUUGCUAGUCUGCGUGUCCUGGUCGAUUCAUUCACCCUCCGGCGUGUUAAGGACAAGAUUGAUCUGCCGCCACGACAUGAUAAAAUUGUGAUGCUCGACUUCAGCGAGCCCGAGAAACAGUUGCACGAAUUCUUCCGGAAAGAAUCGAACGUCAUGAUGCGGGUAAUUGCUGGCGAAGACAAGACCCAGAUGAAGGGACGAAUGUAUCAUCAUAUCUUGAAGGCUAUGAUGAUCCUCCGUCAGAUCAGUGCUCAUGGUAAGGAGUUGCUCGAUAGCGAUGAGCGAGCGCGGAUCAAGGGGCUGAGCGUGCAUGAUGCUAUUGACCUUGAGGAGGGCCCUAGCGAAGGCGCGGGUGCGACUGACAAGAAGGCGUACGAAAUGUUCACCCUGAUGCAAGAGUCAUCCGCGGACACAUGUGCCCUUUGCAGUAGGCGCUUGGAGGAACCAAAUACCGAGACAAACGGGGCUUCCAACCCCGGAAAGACCGAUACAAUGGCCAUUGUGCUUCCUUGUUUGGAUGUUUUGUGUGCGGAGUGUUUUUCAUCCUGGAAGCAAGCAUUCGAUAAUCAAGUAGGAGGCCCGGGCUCUUUCGAUAUAAAGUGCAAUGUCUGCGAUGGCUGGAUCCCGGCUUCGUACUCGAAAAUAACAGCAAAUGGCCUACAGGAGUACGUGAUGGAACAGGCUCGAGCAAAGCAGAGCCGAAAGCAAGCAAAAGUUCUAGGCGAGUACGAAGGCCCGCACACGAAGACCAACGCCCUCCUUUCACAUCUCCUAUCGACGGCAGAGGAGAGCGCGCAACUUCCCGAGAGCGAGCCACCACUUAAAAGCGUGGUAUUUUCCGCAUGGACAUCGCAUUUGGACCUGAUUGAGAUUGCGCUCCGAGAUCGAGGACUGACAGGAUAUACGCGGCUCGACGGAACAAUGACACUAGCAGCGCGUAACAAGGCGCUAGAUACUUUCCGCGACGACAAAAACAUAACAAUUCUUUUGGCAACAAUUGGAGCAGGCGGUGUUGGGCUCAACCUGACUGCCGCAUCUCACGUCUACGUAAUGGAGCCGCAAUACAACCCGGCCGCAGUGGCGCAAGCUAUUGACCGAGUACACCGACUCGGGCAGAACCGCGAAGUGACGACAGUUCAAUUCAUCAUGAAAGAAAGCAUAGAAGAAAAGAUCGCCGAGCUGGCUAAAAAGAAGCAACAGUUAGCGGACUUGAGCCUGAACCGGGGAAAACUUGAUAAAUCGGAGGUUCAAGAGAAGAGAAUGAGAGAAUACCGCACUUUAUUCAAGUGA
This is a messenger RNA of Aspergillus puulaauensis, 3360 nucleotides long. RefSeq lists its product as uncharacterized. Gene Ontology annotation, molecular function: zinc ion binding; ATP binding; nucleic acid binding. The transcript is spliced from 3 exons. Lineage: Eukaryota; Fungi; Ascomycota; Eurotiomycetes; Eurotiales; Aspergillaceae. The record is from RefSeq and is a predicted model, not a curated record. Bases 1 to 3360 code for a protein of 1119 amino acids.